AUGGUUCGUAGAGAGUUAGAUGUGUCAUUAGAGGAUUCAGUAUUUUGGACAGACAGCACCAUAGUACUACAGUAUGUGAAGAAUGAGGAGCGACGGUUUCUCACAUUCGUGGCAAAUAGAGUUGCAGUUAUCCAUAGCGGGUCAUCACCAAGUCAAUGGCAUCAUAUUGAGUCUACGCUUAAUCCAGCCGAUGAUGUUACAGGAGGACAAACAGCCGAGGAAAUGCUUGCUAACAAGCGAUGGCUCAAUGGACCCGACUUCCUUUGCCUGGAAGAUAGCGAAUGGCCAAAAUCGCCAAGCCUGAGAGAUCUAUCAGAUGAAGAUCCAGAGAUAAAGCCAGACAAGGAGGUGGUUACUGUAUGUGCUGUAAACAAGAUGGAACAGGUCGAUGUGGUAGACAGGUUGUUGAAGAGACAUUCCUCAUGGCAUAGAUUGAGGAAAAACUACUUGCGAGCCAAGGCAAAGAAGCAACCAACAGUAGACAUGCAGAUGCUACUGACCGUAGAUGAGAUGACGAGAGCAGAGGAUGCUAUCAUAUUGUAUAUCCAGGGACAGUCCUUUUGUGACGAGUUGAAGUUCCUCCAGAAGGACAGGGUAGGUUCCAGAAGGUCACAGGACUACAUCAAGAAGACAAGUCCUUUAUACAAGCUUGACCCAGUGUUGUCCGCUGAUGGUAUAAUAAGGAUUGGUGGUCGUCUGAAGAACGCUCCAGUAGACGAGGGAGUGAAACGUCCGGCCGUGUUGCCUAAAAAUCACCAUGUAGUUACUCUGAUUGUCAGACAUUUCCAUCGAGAAUCGGGACACUCUUGA
Patiria miniata (bat star) is the source of this 810-nucleotide messenger RNA. RefSeq lists its product as uncharacterized. The coding region runs from base 1 to 810 and encodes 269 amino acids. The record is from RefSeq and is a predicted model, not a curated record. NCBI's taxonomy places the organism in Eukaryota, Metazoa, Echinodermata, Asteroidea, Valvatida, Asterinidae. The transcript has a single exon.